GCGCGGUGACCAUGGCAACGGCGACGCCGCGUUGACCCAAACACAUGAACCAAGUUUCGUGUGUAUGUGUGUGCGUGCGUGUACAUAUAAAUCACUCGCCACCCUCACAGAUUAUAACACAAACAACAGCGCGGAUAAACCACACGCGCGUACCGCAACGGUCAAAGUUAUCCAAAUCUGAGCCCGAGCGUGGAGCGCCCCGCUCGCUGCCCCAUGGCGCCCAGCGUUCCUCGCGGCCGUGCGGCCGGAGAAGCGGCCUCCCCGGGUCUCACGGCGGCCUCCGUCCCCACGGCGGCCCCCCCGGGUGCCACGGCGGCCUCCCCGAGUCGGCGGACGAGCGCGCAAAUUGUGAGCGAGGCCCGGGCCCUGGUCCGCGCCCUGGAGACGCGGAGGCCGCGCACGCCACGGGAGGCCGAGCGCCGCCUCUUCGGCCCCCGCGGCGGCGUCGACGGCAGGAGUCUGGACUCGCGUCCGAGCUCAGCCGUGAGCCUGCAUUCACACCACUUUGAGGUGAUGGAGCAGAGGCCCACAUCGCGCACUCGUCUCGCUCCACUGCAGCAUCAGAAGCCCCGAGUAUCCUCAGAUUCCCUGGACAGGGACCCUGACCAGGACCCCCUCCCCAAGUCGCUGGGUGACCCCCGCGAGGUGGCACGGGUCAGCCGCUCCCGUGCCAGGCUCUUCCGCGCCGCCAGUGCAGGGCACGUGCUGCCGGACAAGCCAACCCCGCCACACGAUGGUGGACUGAAGAGGAUGCGCAGCGAUCUGGGUUCACGGGACAGAGCCCACCUUGCGCCUGUGGCUGUGGUCGAGGCCUGGGGGGAGAGGCCCCCCGAUAGAGGGGGCCGCCCUCCGAGCUCUCCUGACCCCCCCAGCUCUCCCAACACUCCCAGCGCGCCCGACUCCCCCAGCUCUCCCGACUUCCCUACGGAGGCUGCCUUUUGGAGUUCGCACGUCGCUCCACUGCUGACCCAGCUCGAGGCCUACUCCACGGAGGGCGACCGGCCGCAGGUCGAGGAGGAGGGGCAGGAAGAGAGGGCGGAGGUCGUGGGGCGGCUAUGUGGCGUGUGCGAGGAUCUGGGGGCCGUGCUUGCCCGGGGGGGCAUGUUGGCCCAAAGGGGCGGCCACGGCAGGGCCGCCCUCCUCCGCGUCCUGUACCGCCUGGUGGACGUCAACUCGGACCGCCUGCUGCUCCAUGUCAUCAAGCUCAUUCUCUCGAUUCAGGUCAAAGACAAGAACCUCCUCAACGUGUGCAAACUUGUGUUCAAGAUCAGCCGCACAGAAAACAACGACCUGCUCUUCCUGCAAGUGGGAAUCGUGGAGUUGCUGUUAGGGGUGCUGGGCGACCCAGAUCUGGCGGCGAACGUGGAGGCUCUCACGUACUGCGCGGGAGCUGUGAAGUUCCUCGCCAACAGCGGUGGCAGUGAUGGCGGUGAUGGUGGCGGUGCACUGGGCGCCGAGCUGCUGGCACGCGGGGCCCUGGACACACUGCUGGGCCUCCUCGCUCGCGCCAACACUGCACUGGCGGACAAGGCGAUGGCGCACCUGCUCGUGCAGGUGACAGCGGCUGUGCGGGGCCUAGCGGACGCCCCGGGAGCCUGUGGCUUCUUCCGUGCGGCUCGGGCGCUCCCCACACUGUGCACGACGCUGGAACGCUACGAGUGCGACGCCUGCGUUUGCACCAACGUCCUACGUACAUUUAGCAAAGUGACGGAUCGCAGCGAGGGCUGCCGUGAACUGGCUGCGGUCGACUCGUCUCCCAACAUCCUCAUCGCUUUGCUGCACAAGUUUCCACGCAAACAGGACCUGGUGGUGCGCGUGUGUUACACGCUGGGGAACCUGGCGGCGCGCAGCGAGGCCGUUCGCGAGCGUCUGUGGCGCCACGCCUCCUGCCUGGACGUGCUGUUGCAUGUCUACGCGCUCCAGCUGCAGCGCCAGCCCGACACGGACCUGGCUGAAGACGUACUUGUGAAGCUACUGCGUGUGCUGGCAAACCUGUCCCUGCACCCUGGCUUGGGUGCAGCUCUAGCCAGCCACCCCCGCUGCAUCCAGCUACUCAUCUGCACCCUUGAGAGCCCGGGCGUGCGGGAGCGCGAGGAGAUCGUCUUGAACGCUGUGGCGACCGUUAACAACCUCUCCUACCACAUGGGCCCCGGUGCCACGCUGCAGGGCCAGCAGCUGCGCAUCGCAGAGUUGCUGCUCAUGCCCCUGCUGGGCCCUGGGGAGGAGGGGGUCCUGGAGGCAUUGAGGGCCCUGGGGAACCUGUCCCAGAGCGCGGCCGUGCGGGAAUUACUCCACCAGCACCACGUGCCGGGGCUGCUGUUGGAGCUGUUGUCCGAGGGCUCCCAGGACGUGUGCUACUCGGCAGGGGGGGUACUGCUCAAUAUGAGCAGCACCGACGAUGGGGGGGCAGGGCGGCUGCUGCAGCUGGGAGCCAUGGAGAGGCUGCUCAGCUGCCUGCAGCGCUAUUGCCGUGGGGACUGGCAGCUAGGCGGCCUGCUGUGCAAAGUGCUGUGGAACUUUAGCCAAGGGCCUGCUGCCACCGGCACCAGCGGAAAAGGCGGGGGCCUGGAUCCCAGCGACACCACGCGCCUGCUUGCCACGCUGCACCUCCUCCUGGACGAGCGGACGGCGCUGGUGAGUGCGCCACUGGGCGGUGGGGAACCCGGGGAGACGGUGCAAGGAUACCACCGGCAGCUGUGGGAAGCAGAGUUUGUGCCGGUGGCGCGGAGGCUGCAGAAGAGAGUGCAGAGCCAGGCGGCGCCGCUGCUGCUUGAACCGCUGUGACAUCGUCGUCACCGUGUAAAUCUUCACACUCGCACACACAAAGCCAGGGGUGGCGAACCUACAGCUCCCGACCUCAUUUUACCCGAUCGCAAACCACCACUUCUUUUCAUACGGCCACAUGUUAUCUUCCACUUCAAAAUAGCCCGCUAACAAUACUCAUCCGUCACCAGCAGUAGGUUGCCAAAAGGGCAGUGUAUACCAAGUCAGUGAUUUCCUGCUCAAAUGAACGUGGAGGUGGUGGGCAUCUCCUGUUUACGGCCGAACCAGUCGUGGAAAUUCCUCAUCCCUAUGGCCGGGGCGAGUCCAACAAAGUGGUUCAAAUUUUUUGACCCCAGAGAGAUAAUGGGCUGAGUCAACCCCCAACCAGCCAGUCACUAUACUGCCGGAAUACAGGAGAGACUUAUAACCAGAGUACCAACACACACACCCUCUGACAUCACCACAUCCAGUUCAAAAGCAAACGGUGUGCAAACUACGAUUUGAGUUAUGCAAGAUGUGUUUAAAUGACUCGUCGACAAUCUCCGAGCGCGUGCUUCCAUGAGUUACAACAGCAGCUUGUUGCCAAUGUCAUUAAAAUAUACGACCGGAGAUGUGGUGCUGGCCACGGCACGAUUUCUUGUGAAGCAGCACAUGCAAAGACACUGUGACCUAAGCUGCAAAACACAUCCCUCCUCCAUCAUUCGCCAAGUAAACAACGAGGCAGUCGCUCCUGAUUGCAGUAUAAGUAUUUAUUACAUAUCAUACAAAUUUAAACCAAAUUUAAAGUAAUGAAUUGAGCACACAAUUAAGGCGUAACACAAUAAUAACAAAUCUCCGCUUUAAGCUUAGUGCACACCACAGUGGCGACAGCUGGACCAUACAGUCCCAGUCGCACGACAUCAACUUCACAGACAAGCGCCAGCAACUAAACAUCAAGAAAUAUCACUCGCAUGCUGCUUACACGCGCAAUAGCGGCAGACAACAGUAAAACAUAUAGGGGAAACGCUAAGGCUUUGCACGUUAGCUCCGCAUUCUCAAGUAGGGCUGUUAAUUUGGGUUUCUUAGCGUUAUGGAUAAUCUCAUGCAAAAAAUAUUACAAUUUAAAAAGAAAUUAUCGGUUUGUCAAAUGUUACCAGCUCGCACUGGCCAGCAUGGUGAAGUAUGGUCAAAUGAGCCCCAUGACUGACAAGGUGUGGCGAGUAAUUCAUCCAUCGGUGGACUGUGACAGGGCUGUAAGAUUGUUUUCUACAUUCCGUGUAUAGAAUGGGUUGCCGUACGGCUUGAACGUAGUUUGCUAGUCAAUUGGCUCGAUUUGUAACCAAAGUUGGACUGGAUUCGAUUAUUAUCGAGUCCACGAUUUUCAGACGCAAAAAUGUAUUUCGUAAAUGAAUUGGAAAAAAAAAAAUCAAUGACCGAAUAACAACCCCAUUCUAAAGUAACCGCACGUAAAUAGGAGAAACAGCCGCUAUGCUGCCAGCCUGGCUUUCCCAACCAGGCGGGAGAUUGGAGAACUUCUCAGAUGCACCGCGGGUGGGAACCCAACCGCCCACACCCAUAAUGUAGGCGAGAGCUGGGCUGGUUUAGGGAGUUUGAAUGUGCAUGGUCUCCCCUCCUCCGCCUCCCUGUUAGGCCCAACUUAAGUGAAACUGCAAUGGCCACCGCUGCCCAGGCGGAAGGAAUGGCCUCUACCCCCCCCACCCCUGCAGACAUCCGGCCCCGCAUGGGGACAUGCACCGUGCUGCCUCCACACACUACAGCAGCAGUGGUGCCACCUGUGACAGUGGAGACACCACUGUGCAUAGUGUCACCACAGUGAUGGUGCCACUAGUGGCGUCACCACUGACGUUAGUCAUGAUGUCAUCACAAGAGUGAUGUCACCACUGUGCAGGUGUCACCUCCAAGUGACGUCGCCAUGUGUGAUGCCGACAGUGGUGCUAUAAACAUCACUGCAGCGAUGUCACCACCGUGGUGACGUCACAUCUCGUGAUGUUACCACCAUAGAGAUGUCAUCGUCAUCGCGAUGCAGAUGUCACCACUGUAGUGUUAACUGUUAAGUUUCUGCAGCUGUGGUUUCCUGGGCUCCAGGCCAAGAGCUCCUGGGUCAGUGCGCCCGGAUCCACAGCAAACCCCACACUACAGUAUAAAUUCUUUACACGAUUGUCUAUGAACAUACUUUGUAGCAAAGCUUUACUUACAAAAUUACAUCUUUAAAAAAAAUCAGCUCAUUACAAAAUAGUUGCAUUACUCACAGAUUGUCUUAGUACGAGAUUACACAAUAAAACCCGAUAUUUUGACACAAACUAGCUCAGUUAAGACCACAAGCCUCGCGAGACUUUAAACCGCUCGCCUACCCCCUGAACCCCCACAACAGGCACGUCACCGUAUGUUCCGCUUCCCGCCCGCGCUGUUCCCGCCGCACGGUUAUUGGCUCAAACGAUUCCAUUUGUGUCUCAUUAGUGUUCCGGCCGGCUCAGCCAAUGCCUGCACCGCCUCCGUGGAGGCAACUGAAGGAAUCCUCCCGUCGGUCGUUCCUGCAAUGUGUCCUCCAAAAACUGGGCUUAUUCAGGGGUGGCGUUCCCCAGCAUAUCUGCUUUCUUGACACACCCCCAUUACUACCAUGAAGACGAAAUUAUGGACUCCUUUUUUUUUAACAAACAUCUGUCCUUCCAUUGAUGGAUGAAGGCAAUCUCAGAGCCAUGUCGGUUCAGUUGCUUAUCUGAACAAACUUCACAAUGUGUGGUGGCCCCAGACUGCUUUGGUUAUCACUGUUCCAAAAAAAAUUGUUAUUUCAAUGAACACCAAAUUUAGCCCAAGUUUUAAUGUUGUCGAUACUGCCUUCUAUAUCAUAAAUGAAACAAGCAAAAUGGUUUAAAAAAAAAGCAAACCAAAAGAAUGAAUAGUACAGCAAUUACUGUGCAGUAUGGUACGAAAUCAAGACUGCCUGGCGCACGAUGCGUCUGCGUGGAGAUGAAACUGACCACAAGGAAGCGUUGCUCUGCGCGCCGUUCAGUUUUUGAACUUUGGCAGCGCGAUUUUCAAGUUCCGUUUUUCAGUUUUUAGGGGCCUCCAAAAAUAUUCACGACAGGACACGGUCUAUCCACCCAUAUUAUUUCGAGGACACACUGUACCAUUCAAAUGGUAAAUUGAGGGGUGUCCUAGAAGAACUUAAUAACCCGCAUAUAUAGUCAAUAGAACUCGCGCUAGUGUCACUGGAACACUUUACAAUCCAUUUUUUGGAUUAAAAUUCAUUUUUUUAUCAUAUCCACAGAUGGCUGCACAAAGAACCUAAUAAUUUGUUUGAUCAACUUCAUCCACCUCUCAACAACUACUUUCUCUACCAAGAGAUGUUGUGGGUUAUCACGUUGUUCCAAGACACCCCGCAAUUGUAGGCAUGUAACGAUGCAUCAAUUCAUCGAUUAAAAUCUAUAAUUGCUAUGAAAAUUA
Messenger RNA from Petromyzon marinus (sea lamprey), 6207 nucleotides. It is a transcript of the gene ARMC2, whose product is annotated as armadillo repeat containing 2. NCBI's taxonomy places the organism in Eukaryota, Metazoa, Chordata, Hyperoartia, Petromyzontiformes, Petromyzontidae. The record is from RefSeq and is a predicted model, not a curated record. Gene Ontology annotation, biological process: cilium organization. Gene Ontology annotation, molecular function: protein binding.